UGCAGCGGAAGUUGCGCAUUGCUUCCCGCGCCUGUCCAUGUUGCAGAGUACUCUCUCUCUCUCUCUCUCUCUCUCUCUUCUACUAGGUGCUGUGGACUGCGUGUUCUUCCUUCCCUUUCUCCCACCAUCAGUUCGUUGGUAUAUGAGGGGCUUGACACUGGUUGCGACUCGUUGCGUCUUCUGACGAUACUUUUGACGAUACUUCUGGCGACUGCGCGCGCGCACGUUGCAUUCCCGCUACUACUAGCUGCGCUACUUACCUAGUCCAAGCCUCCAAGCUUACAUGUACUAACAGAGACCAAGGGUGUUUCCAAGGCGGCAUCCAACUAGCUCUGUCAUAACCGCCAUUGGAUAUAUCGUCAGUUGCCCUACCCAGCUUCUCUCCGUAUAACUACCUUGAGUGCCCUAUCUCCCUCGACAGUUCUCAUCCUCUUGCCUCUCUUGGUUGUUGGGCACGCCGACAUCGCUCUCCCGUCCAAAUAACCAAGCACUUUGCCUAGCUUGACACUCCAUAGCGAAGCCAUCGCCGACACAACUCUUUGCUUUCUUUAAGCCUAAUUGCUCCUCUUCCUUGCCAUACCCUGGUUACCUUCGCAGCUAUUCGUUUCGUGGGAUUGCAUUUGAUCAAUGCCAAUGUUCGCUUAGUGCUCACAAGUGUUGAACCUGUAUCUCUUCUCACACGUCAGUGUGAGAGUGUCUAAUAAACCAUGGCGCCUCGAACAGUAACUUCGAACGAAGUCUACCUUCUGCCUCUCAAAGAUAAUGGAGCCCCUGAUGUACAAGACGAAUACAUAUACCUAGCUCCAGCAUCCGAUGAUCCGAUAACAAUAAGAUUCACAAUCGAAGGUACUUCUUCGAUAUGUCGGAAUGGCAGCCUCUGGGUCAACAUCCCUACGAAAGGGUCCGAGUUUCAUCGAAACCAAUUCACUGAGUACAAACUCGUCCCAGACUUCAAUCGAAAUAUCGAGAUCUCCAUCCCCAUAUACGGAGCUGGUGCCUUUGCAUUCUAUACUACCUAUUCCGAACUCCCCGAACUCUCAAAUACGAUCGACUCCGGUAGCACUCCGCCGCCGAAAAAACAAACUCCUCUAUACUACAUCGAUGUCGCCCCUCGCCUAUCUCUCGACGGCCGGCCUCUGCCUUUGCCUGCACUGUCCAUCUUCUCUGUCAUCAGCAAAUUCAUGGGUGAAUACCCAUCGAGCUGGGAAAAGCAUCUGCGAGGUAUUAGCGGCCGCGGAUACAAUAUGAUACACUUUACGCCACUCCAGAUACGGGGUGCUUCGAAUUCUCCUUAUAGCUUGUAUGAUCAAUUAGGCUGGGACCCUGAUUGUUUUCCUCGUGGAGAAGAAGACGUACAACAGAUGGUUAACAGCCUGGAGCAGAACCACUCUCUGCUUAGUCUGACUGAUAUUGUUCUCAAUCACACCGCUCACAACAGCAAGUGGCUAUUGGAGCAUCCAGAAGCAGGUUACAACCUGACCACAGCCCCGUGGCUGGAAUCUGCUUACGUCCUUGACACUGAGCUGCUCAAGUUUAGUUUCCAGCUUGAAGAGCUGGGAUACCCCAUUGACUUGAAAUCCGUGGACGAUCUUGUUAAACUUAUGGACGGCAUCAAGAAACACGUCGUUGCGGAAAUUCGGCUUUGGGAAUAUUACGCUUUAGAUGUGGACAGAGAUGCCGAUGCAGCCGUUCAGUCUUGGGCCCAAGGCCAACCCAACGAUGUGAACGGAGAUGCAGCAGACUUUGAUCGUCUGAAAGAUGCCAGCCUUAAGGAUCAAGUCGAAUACAUAUUUUCGAAGGGUUUAAUGGGGAAUGAUAGGCUAGGCGAGCGAUUUCGACGUCGUAUCGACCCCAACAUCUUAGCUUCUUUCUUAGCGGCUACCUUUGGGAAAUACCGAGGCGAAGCUGAUGAGUCUACUAUCCGUGAAAAGGCUGUACAGAUUUUGGAUGCUAUAAACGUUCGGUUUUACGAUGAAUAUGACAAGGAGAUAGCAGUUAUUCUACAGCAACUCUUCAACCGGAUCAAAUAUGUCCGUCUGGAUGACCACGGCCCCAAACUAGGAGUUAUCAACCACGACAACCCACUGAUCGAAUCAUACUUCACCCGCCUCGACAAAUCGGAAGCAUCAGACCAGCUCAAGGCAGAAGAUUUAGUUCUCGUCAACAAUGGCUGGGUAUGGGCUGGAAAUGCAUUGGUCGACAACGCGGGCCCCGAAUCACGGGUCUACUUGCGCAGAGAAGUAAUCGUUUGGGGAGACUGUGUCAAGCUGCGGUACGGAAAAGGUCCAGAGGAUAGCCCUUGGCUUUGGGAAUAUAUGACUAAAUAUGCUCGAAUGCUGGCGAAGUAUUUUGCAGGAUUCAGGAUCGACAACUGUCACUCGACUCCUUUGCAUGUUGCUGAGCACAUUCUAGAUGAAGCUCGUCGUGUUCGGCCCAACUUGUAUGUGGUGGCAGAGCUCUUCACCGGAUCGGAGGAAAUGGAUUAUGUAUUUGUCAAGAGACUCGGCCUCAGUUCCUUGAUCAGAGAAGCUAUGCAAGCCUGGAGCACAGCUGAAAUGAGUAGGCUUGUUCACCGCCAUGGUGGUCGCCCAAUCGGCAGCUUCGAGCUUGAUGAAGCGCCAAAGGGAAGCUCUGGGAGUGUCCCCAACAGCGCACCUGGAAGUCCUAACCCUGCGAGCGAUGAAGUUAUUACCCGCGAGAGAGUACAUAAAAUCAAGCCUGCUCCAGUACAAGCACUCUUCAUGGACUGCACGCAUGAUAACGAAGUGCCCGCCCAGAAGAGGGAUGCUCGGGACACACUACCCAAUGCGGCAUUAGUAUGUAUGUGCGCCAGCGCUGCAGGAAGCGUCAUGGGUUAUGAUGAGAUAUAUCCUAAACUCAUCGACUUGGUUGGUGAGACGAGGCUCUACACGUCUGAGUCUUCUGAAGCGAAAGAGAUCGUAACCGGCAGUGGAAAGGGCGGAAUAGGCGGGGUCAGGAAACUGUUAAAUCAGAUUCAUACGUUAAUGGGUAAAGAUGGUUAUGAUGAAACAUAUAUUCAUCAUGAAGAUCAGUAUAUCACAGUCCACAGGGUACAUCCUGAGUCAAGAAAAGGUUAUUUCUUGAUUGCCCAUACCGCAUAUCCUGGUUAUGGCAACGGCAAUGGCGCAUUCAGCUCUGUCAAUCUGAGCGGUACAAAGGCACGUCACUUGGGAAGCUGGAUGCUCGAAGUUGAUGUAAGCGACGAAACCAGGCAAGAUGUGGAGGGCGACAAGAAGUACCUCCGAGGUCUCCCUAGUCGUGUGGCUGAUGUCCCCGGAAUUCGUAUGGAAGUCAAAGGAGAUACUACUGUGAUUACUGUUCGCGACAAGUUUCCGCCCGGAAGUAUCGCUCUAUUUGAAACGUGGAUUCCAACCGCAGAACACUCCGCUGGUCUGGACAACUAUGUCACAUCGGGCUCAAAGGCGGCCAUGUCAGAGUUAGAUUUGGUGGAUCUAAACUUCCUCUUGUACCGAUGUGAAGCAGAGGAACGAGACGGUAGCGACGGCAAGGAUGGCGCAUAUGACAUACCUAAUUCCGGGAAGAUCGUAUAUGCUGGUCUCCAGGGCUGGUGGAGCCUUUUGAAGGACAUCAUCAAAGAAAACAACCUAGCACACCCGCUGUGUCAGAACCUCCGUGAUGGACCAUGGGCCAUGGAUUACAUAGUCGGGCGCUUGGAGAGAAUCAGCCAGAAGCCGGAGUUUACCAGCCUAUCAAAGCCAGCAGAAUGGCUGAAGGAGCGGUUCAACGCUAUAAGAAGCAUUCCAAGCUUUCUUAUGCCACGAUAUUUCGCCCUAAUCAUUAGGACAGCUUAUACGGCCGCUUGGGAAAGGGGUCUUGAGCUAAUGAGUGAUCAUGUACACAAUGGCCAAUGGUUUCUUCAGAGCCUUGGUAUGGUCAGCAUACAGCAGACAGGAAUUAUCAAGUCAGCGUCAUUAUGGCCGAAGAAGCUUGUCCCUUCGUUAGCUGCCGGGCUUCCCCAUUUUGCAGUUGAGUGGGCUCGCUGCUGGGGACGUGAUGUGUUCAUCUCCCUUCGUGGUCUUUAUAUUGCCACUGGUCGCUAUGAGGAGGCUGCCGAACACAUCUUUGCCUUUGCAAGUGUUCUUAAGCAUGGUAUGAUUCCCAAUCUUCUCAGCAGUGGGAAUCUCCCACGUUACAACAGCCGCGAUUCAAUCUGGUUCUUCCUGCAGUGUAUACAAGAUUAUACCCGAUAUGCACCAGAUGGAAUGAGUCUUUUGACCAGGGAAGUUAAACGAAGGUUCCUACCCUACGACGACACCUGGUUUGCCUCUGACGAUCCAAGAGCUUACUCUACCAAGAGUCUUAUUCAAGAUGUCAUUCAGGAAGCUAUGCAGCGACAUGCAUCCGGGAUGAAAUUCCGUGAAGCUAAUGCUGGUCCCGACAUUGACAUGCAGAUGCGGGACGAAGGUUUCAACAUUGAAAUCAAUGUGGACUGGUCAAACGGAAUCAUAUUUGGUGGCAAUCAGUUUAAUUGUGGCACAUGGAUGGACAAGAUGGGUGAAAGCGAACGCGCUGGUUCGAAGGGUGUGCCAGGGACUCCCCGUGAUGGAGCAGCCAUUGAGAUCACUGGGCUUCUAUAUAGCACUCUCACAUGGCUUGCUAAACUGAAUUCCGAGGGGAAGUAUCCGUAUAGCGGUGUCAAGAAGUCCGACGGCAGCGAGAUUACCUUUUCAGCUUGGGCCGACUUGCUCAAGUCAAGCUUCGAGUACAGCUACUAUGUGCCCAAGAACCCUUCAGACGACAACAAGUACGCCGUGAACUCUAGCAUCGUGAACAGACGCGGUAUCUACAAGGAUCUGUUCCGCUCCGGCAAAGAAUACGAGGAUUACCAGCUGCGUCCUAACUUCGCCAUCGCCAUGACCGUAGCUCCCGAUCUGUUCGAUCCAGACCACGCAAUGGAUUGCCUUAUCCUCGCGGACAAAGCCCUGCGCGGACCCACAGGCAUGGCGACCCUUGACCCCUCAGACCUCAACUACCGCCCAUUCUACAUCAACAGCGAAGAUUCCACGGACUUCGCCACCUCCAAAGGCCGCAACUACCACCAAGGCCCCGAAUGGCUCUGGCCCACAGGCUUCUUUCUCCGCGCCCUCUUGAAAUUCGACCUCGCGAGACGCACGACGAAAGAAGGACGCGUCGAAGCCUUCCAACAAGUCACGCGCCGCCUCAGCGGCUGCAAGGAAAUGAUAGAAAGCAGUCCCUGGGCAGGCCUAACCGAGCUCACGCAGAAAGAUGGCCAGCACUGCGCUGACUCGAGUCCCACGCAGGCCUGGAGCGCCGGGUGUCUUGUUGAUUUGUAUAUGGACGCCGCUGAGUACGGGAUGGCGUAAAACUUACCUUACCUUACUUACCUAGCUGAUUGUGCUAGAAGAGAAAAGAAGUACGUAGAUAGAUGGAUCAAUAUCUGAGCGGAUGGAAUAGGUGUCUAUCGGUGGGAAGGAGGGGGUGUGAUAAAGGCUUUGAAAAAAGAACAUGAACAUUAAAAUAAAUACGAUGGAUGGUAAAUAGAGCAUAAUUACGAGUAAUUUUAAAUCAACGUACAUGGUCCUGGGAUUUCAGAAUCUUUUCUUUUCUUGUCUGCUUUUUUCUCCUUCCUUCCUUCCUUUUCUUUCGUUGUAGACACGAUUAGCUCUUAACUGUUAACUGAAUUAAGCAAAGCACGCAAGACACCUUCACGAAAGCAAUUGUUCUUUUUCUCCAUAGUGAGUGAUUCUUACUC
Molecule: messenger RNA, 5755 nt
Organism: Xylaria bambusicola
Lineage: Eukaryota; Fungi; Ascomycota; Sordariomycetes; Xylariales; Xylariaceae
Product: glucanotransferase domain of glycogen debranching enzyme-domain-containing protein
Exons: 2
Coding region: 708-5366 (1552 amino acids)
Biological process (GO): glycogen catabolic process; glycogen biosynthetic process
Molecular function (GO): 4-alpha-glucanotransferase activity; amylo-alpha-1,6-glucosidase activity
Source: RefSeq, a predicted model, not a curated record